AUGUCUGGCCCGUACUCGACCAUUGCCUACUCCAUGCCCAUGGCGGUCCCCUCCAAGGGGAACCAGUACCCCACUUACAGCCAGUACUCCAUCUCGCCCCCGGAAUGCGACGACUCCAUCAGCUCGGCGUCUGGAGUCCCGUCAUACAGCAACAGCGGCUACUCGGCCACCACGGCCAGCUACAUCGGCAGCUCUAGCGGCGACUACGACAGCACCGGCUCUGCUAGCGGCGUCGACUUCCAGGAGUACAUGCAGGAGCGCUUCGCCAACUCGUUUAAUCCCAUUCCCCUGGACCGCAGCAUGGCGGUCCAAGCGCAGUCAUCUGGAAAGCUCAACGCCAAGCACCGCGAGCUCGUUGAGCUGCAGAAGCAGGCGCAGGCCCGCCUCGCGAGGACGCGCGAGCGCUUCCAGGAGGGGAUGCGCGAUGCGCGCGAGGUGCGCGGGGAUCUGGAGUGGACACAGAAGAAAGUCUCCUCGCUCCAAUCAAAGGCCUCGCGCAAGCACCCCAAGGAUUACAGCAAGGCUCGCGCGCGAUACCCGUCUCCCGAGUAUUGA
Molecule: messenger RNA, 555 nt
Organism: Purpureocillium lilacinum
Lineage: Eukaryota; Fungi; Ascomycota; Sordariomycetes; Hypocreales; Ophiocordycipitaceae
Biological process (GO): regulation of protein localization; endosome organization
Cellular component (GO): endosome; BLOC-1 complex
Source: RefSeq, a predicted model, not a curated record